Molecule: messenger RNA, 1737 nt
Organism: Hypoxylon fragiforme
Lineage: Eukaryota; Fungi; Ascomycota; Sordariomycetes; Xylariales; Hypoxylaceae
Product: DUF427-domain-containing protein
Exons: 4
Coding region: 434-1249 (271 amino acids)
Source: RefSeq, a predicted model, not a curated record
CUACGAGGUGCAGCUACAGCUAUUUACAGGUACAAUACAGCAGGUGCAAUGGAUACACAUCCAGGUGUAUACAAAUUAUCAAUUGAUGUUUUUCAAUUGGACGAUUAAUAAUUAUCCUUACCUCUUACAACAUACUACUAUGUCUUAAUAUGCAUUCUCCUCCUUCUUUCAUACAUACAUGUGCGACAUGCACAGUACAUAAAGCUGCAGUGCUUUAAAAACCUGCCGAGAUUCAUGCUGUGUAAGUUACAUAUGUCAUAAGGCGCUGACUGACGUAAAUGUGUAGGUUAGGUACUUAGGUUAGUACUUAGGUUAGUACCUAGGCGUCUGCAUGUAAUAAUUCAUACCUGAAGUCACAAGAGCUCACCGCAACAUCUUCAUAACAUAUCCAUAGGCACUUAUACCUACUCAAUAUACUUCCUUUCUGCCCCUCAUGCCCAAGGUACGCGAGAAACCGAAUCUCCGGGAUCUUGGCAGGAAGCUGCUGAAAGACGGCCCCGUCAAAACCCUCCCUACACCCCGCCGCGUACGCAUCCUAUUCGACGGCAGUUACGUUGCAGACACCACCGAUGCACUGUUUGUCUGGGAACAUGAAUAUUAUCCGUAUUAUUAUGUACCCCGUACCGCAUUCGCGAAGCAUGCACUUCAGCCGUCCUCUCCCAAGCAGUCGGGCUUGUGGUUCUGGGAAGCGGAGCUACACGGCGCAACGCGAUCCACAGGCCGGAUCCUCGUUUUUGGAAGUGCUGAGGCGAUAGGUGGUGGUAAAAGCGAAGCAGAAUGUCUAGCGGACAUGGUGCGCGUCGAGUUCGACGUCGUGGAUGCCUGGUUCGAGGAGGAUACCCGGAUUCACGUGCAUCCGAAAGACCCAUACCGGCGCGUCGACACGCUGCUUUCUUCACGGCCCCUGAAAGUCCGCGUGCUUGGCCAGCUGGUUGCAGAAACCACUGCAGCAGUCCAUCUUUAUGAGACCGGGCUGCCGUGUCGAUAUUACGUUCCCCCAACGGCAGUGCCUCCGCAUGUGUUGCAGGAAAGUGGUGAGACGACUGCGUGUCCGUAUAAGGGCGUGGCCAAUUACUACGAUGUCGUGGUUGAGGGCAAGAAGGCUCCGGGACUGAUCUGGUACUAUAGAAACCCAACUCUGGAGUGUGCCGCUAUUGCUGGGUAUCUUUGUUUUUACCACGAGAAGGAUGAGGUUGAGAUCGAGAUAGAUGGAGAAGUUGUGCCAUCCCCAAAAACACCCUGGUCGUAAGAAGAGAAGCCUUUAGCGAACCUCUUGCCGAAUACGGAAGUGAUGUUGAGAUCCUUGAGGGCUAAGAGGACCGGAGAUUCGUGCGAUAAUUAUCAUGCAUAGAAUACACUGGUAUACAGGGGUUAUUCUGCCCUCAUUCUCUUUGAAUCCUUGAUGGCCAAGUACAAUAGAAAUGCAUACCAGUGUAUCAGAGCUGUGGAGACUUGACAAAUCCCCUCGUCCGAUUGAAACAAGCCAUGGGCUGGCUUUUUUUUUCGCGAGCGAAUGAACGACCAAGUUAUUACCUAACAGAAUCGACCGUACAUAUUAUAGGUCAGUAAUAGGAUUCGGGAACUUGACGACGCCCGCGCCCCGUCCCUGUAGCGCUAGAAUCUAGGGCCCGAUGUGAGUGAGCCUCGCUACCCGAGGCGAGGCCACCCCAGAUCGUCCGGCGGCAGAUCGCCCUUAGCCCCCCUCUUAUCAUAUUAUAUCAUAUGACUAUAUUGACC